Messenger RNA from Xiphophorus maculatus (southern platyfish), 4258 nucleotides. It is a transcript of the gene washc4, whose product is annotated as WASH complex subunit 4. The transcript is spliced from 33 exons. Gene Ontology annotation, cellular component: WASH complex; endosome. Lineage: Eukaryota; Metazoa; Chordata; Actinopteri; Cyprinodontiformes; Poeciliidae. The record is from RefSeq and is a predicted model, not a curated record. The coding region runs from base 94 to 3603 and encodes 1169 amino acids. Gene Ontology annotation, biological process: endosomal transport; endosome organization.
GCGACCAAAAUCACAAGGUCCAUCAUGGGAUCUUGUAGCCCUACUUCAUAACAGAACCGAGUUUAGAUCUUGUGGGGGAUCUAUUCUGGAGACAUGGCAGUGGAAACCAUCGCACCUGACUGGGAGUUUGACCGUUUUGACGACGGUUCUCAGAAAAUCCACACAGAGGUUCAACUGAAGAACUACAGCAAGUUUCUGGAAGAAUACACCUCUCAGCUGAAGGGCAUUGAAGAGGCUCUGGAUGACUCUAUUGGAGAUGUGUGGGACUUCACUCUGGACCCCAUCGCUCUAAAACUUCUCCCAUAUGAGCAGACCUCUUUAUUAGAGUUAAUUAAAACAGACAACAAGGUCUUGAAUAAAGUUGUAACGGUUUAUGCUGCUCUGUGCGGUGAAGUGAAGAAGCUAAAAUAUGAGGCAGAAACCAAAUUUUAUAAUGGCUUAUUGUUCUAUGGAGAGGGAGUGUGUGAAACCAGUGUUCUUGAAGGCGAGUCGCAGAUUCAAAUGGGCAGAUUUAUUUCAUUCCUACAGGAACUGUCCUGCUUUGUUUCCAGAUGUUAUGAAGUGGUGGUCAGCAUCAUUCAUCAGCUGGCUGCCCUCUACAACAGCAGCAAGGGUGCAACAAAAAUUAUUGAAUCAUCAGGUGUCCAUUUCCAGGUGGUUUAUGAGCACCUGGGGGAGCUCCUAGUGGUACUGAUGACACUUGAUGAGAUUAUGGAAAAUCACGCUACCCUGAAAGAUCACUGGAAGAUGUAUAAAAGGUUACUGAAGUCUGUUCAUCACAACCCUGGAAAAUUUUCCAUUCCUGAAGAAAAGCUGAAGCCCUUUGAGAAGCUCCUGUUGAAGCUGGAGGGGCAGCUGCUGGAUGGCAUGAUAAUGCAGGCCUGCGUGGAGCAGAGAUUUGAUGACCCGGCCGAAGCGGUCGCUGUCUCCAAAAACAGUUCCUUUGCCGAGGAGUUCGCCUUCAACAUUCGCUCCAUCUUCACGAAUGUGGAGUCCAAAAUUGGCGAGCCUUCAGAAAUUGACCAGAGGGAUAAGUACGCUGCAGUCUGCGGUCUCUUUGUCCUGCAUUUUCAUAUUUUCAGAAGUGUCGACAAAAAACUCUACAAAGCAUUGCUUGACAUCUGUAAAAAGGUUCCUGCUGUCACUCUGAUUGCAAAUAUCGUCUGGUUUCCCGACGCCUUCCUCACCGUUAAAGUCCCGGCUGCUGCCAAACUGAUGGACAAGAAGAGUCUCCAGACGAUGAAAGCACAGAGAGACACCUACCUGCAGCAAAGGGCUCAAACGUUAACAAAGGAUGUCCAGUCUUACUACGUUUUUGUAACUUCGUGGAUGAUGAAGAUGGAGUCCAUUCUGUCCAAGGAGAAUAAAAGUGACAAACUGGCUGAGGACCUCAACAGCAGAUGUAAUGUAUUUGUGCAGGGCAUCCUGUACGCUUACAGCAUCGGCACCAUCAUCAAGACCACCAUGAACAUGUACAUGUCCAUGCAGCGGCCCAUGACCAAGACGUCUGUUAAAGCUCUCUGUCGAUUGGUUGAGUUGCUCAAGGCCGUGGAGCACACAUUUCACAGGAGGUCGAUGGUCGUAGCCGACUCUGUUUCACUCAUCACUCUGCAGCUCCAGUCUCAGGCCCUCAGUGCUAUCAGCAAUGCAAAGAAAAGGGUGAUCUCUGAUAAGAAGUACAGCGAGCAGCGGCUGGAUGUCCUUUCGUCUUUGGUGCUUGCAGAAAACGCGCUCAGUGGGCCGAGCACAAAGGAGCGACGCCUGGUUGCGUCUCUGGCUCUGUGUGUUGGCACACAGCUGAAAACCUUUAAAGACGAGGAGCUGCUUCCGCUGCAGGUGGUGCUGAAGAAGCUGGAUUUGAUCAGUGAGCUUUGUGAAAGGGUCAGGCUCCAGUGUGACUGCAGUUUCCUGUACUGGCACAGGGCUGUGUUUCCCAUCUACCUAGACAAUGUGUAUGACAACGCCGUGGAUGCAGCACGGAUGCAUUACAUGUUUAGCGCGCUAAGAGACAGUGUGCCAUGCAUGCUCUAUGCUAAACACUUGGAGUCAUGUGACCAGCUGCUGGAGUGCUUUGACAAGGAGAUCAUGGAUGUGUUCAAUGAGCAUCUCCUCAACAAGCUGUGUAAGGAGAUCGAGAAGGACCUGCGCCUCUCUGUCCACACCCACCUGAAGCUGGACGACAGGAACCCGUUUAAAGUUGGCUUGAAGGACUUGGCCCACUUCUUCUCUGUUAAACCAAUCCGAUUCUUCAACCGCUUCAUUCACAUCAAAGCCUAUGUGACUCACUACCUGGAUAAAACUUUCUACAAUCUGACCACUGUUGCUCUGCAUGACUGGGCCACCUACAGUGAGAUGAGAAACCUUGCAACGGAGCGCUACGGGCUCACGAUGACAGAGGCGCACCUGCCCAGCCAGACUCUGGAGCAGGGUUUGGAUGUUCUGGAGAUCAUGAGAAACAUUCACGUUUUUGUCUCACGCUACCUCUACAACCUAAACAACCAGAUCUUCGUAGAAAAGGCGAGUAACAACAAGCACCUCAACACCAUCAACAUCCGUCACGUCGCAAACUCGAUUCGGACGCAUGGCACGGGCAUCAUGAACACCACAGUCAAUUUUACCUAUCAGUUCCUGCGGAAAAAGUUUUACAUCUUCAGCCAGUUCAUGUAUGACGAACACAUCAAGUCCAGACUCAUUAAGGACAUCCGCUUUUUCAGGGAGAUAAAGGAUCAGUCUGACCAUAAGUAUCCAUUUGAGCGUGCAGAGAAGUUUAACCGCGGCAUCAGAAAGCUCGGCCUCACUCCUGAUGGGCAGAGCUAUCUGGACCAGUUCAGACAGCUCAUCAGCCAGAUCGGCAACGCCAUGGGCUACGUCCGCAUGAUCCGUUCUGGAGGCCUUCACUGUUGCAGCAGCGCGAUCAGAUUUGUCCCUGACCUGGAAGAUAUAGUCAACUUUGAGGAGCUUGUUAAGGAGGAAGGACUCUCUGAGGAAACCCAAAGAUCUGCCAGCGUCCUGGAUUCAGUGUUGAGCGAUCUGACCAGCAACUCUGCCGAGGGGACCGAGUACUUCAAGAUGCUGGUGGCCGUGUUUGCCCCCGAGUUCCGUAGCGCCAAGAACAUGCACCUGAGGAACUUCUACAUGAUUGUACCGCCGCUGACUGUGAAUUUUGUGGAGCACUCAAUCAGCUGUAAAGAGAAACUCAACAAGAAGAACAAAACCGGAGCUGCCUUCACAGACGAUGGCUUUGCGAUGGGUGUUGCGUACAUCCUGAAGCUGCUGGACCAGUACCUGGAGUUCGACUCUCUUCACUGGUUCCAAGCGGUCCGAGAUAAGUACAGGAAAGAGCUGAGCGCGGUGGCGAAGGAGCAGACGGUGCAGUCCGCCGGUCAGGACGAGAAGCUGCUUCAGACGAUGAAUCUCACCCAGAAGAGGCUGGAUGUCUGCUUGCAGGAGUUUGAGCUGCUCUACUUCUCAUUAAGCAGCGCGAGGAUCUUCUUCAGAGCCGACCAAACCGCAGCUGAGGAAACCCAGGAGAAGAAAGACGAAGCUGGGAAGGUGGGAAUGUCUCCAGAAGGCUCCACGCCUGCAGAGUCGUCCUCAAAGUAAGCAUGAGACCGUUCUGGAUUAUUCCUGAGAGCUCUGUAGAGGAAUGAUCCCAAAGAAAACACUGAAGCUGUUUCAGUGUGUUUGUGGACAAAAGACCGAAAAGUUCACCAAACAAUGGAUUUGUUUGAUAUCCCAGUUAUGCUAAAGUCUGUGUACUUUAAGUGCUAAUACAGGAAGUGUCUCUAAACAUCCAGUGAGUCAUUUACACUACUACUUGAACUAAUUUAAGGUAAAAACAAAAUCAAUUUAUUACGUCUCACCCUCGGCAGACUGAGGAAAUGUCUACAGAGAAAGUUUUCAUUAUUUGUUUCAAGUGUUUGUUUCUUUGAGCAUUUUAUACAUUGUAUAAAUGAAUCAUAUGUGCCUUCAUAAACUUUGGGUACUUGUUUUGAUAAUUCAUGUGCAAACAGUAAACUCCACAGCUGAUGCAAAUUUGCCAUUUCAUAACUCAAAGAUUUUCCUGGUGUAAAAUGUUGAGCACUUUCUCUGAAAUUGUUCACGUCUGAGUGGAAAACAUUUACCUUGUUUUGGUUUUGUCAUCUGGAUAUUAAUGAAAUUGUUUAAAAUCACAAUUCAGAUGACUUCACAGUUUUUCUAACAUUUGGACCAACUUGGAUCAGAUGUUUUGAAAUUAAUAAACCUUUUUUUUGUCAAA